AACACUCGACCCAGACAAUGCCCUCGUGGAAAGAUAUAGCGAAUAUGGCGUCUGAGUUUCUAUCGUUCAAGGUUCCAUCUCGCUCUCUUCGCUGUCUGCGUGCAUCCUCUUGGUCGCCAUGGUCGAUCCAACCUACCCUCUGUUCCCCAUCUUCGCUGUUCUUGGCUUCGCCCUUGUGCUUGUCCCCCUUCCAUGGCAUUGGGAGGCAUGGAACUCAGCUACUUGUUACUACAUGCUCUGGACGUCGCUGUCUUGUUUCAAUCAAUUCAUAAACUCAGUUGUAUGGGCGAAGGACGCCAUUGAUCAUGCGCCAGCGUGGUGCGAGAUUUCUACUCGAAUUACCAUUGCUGCUUCUGUUGGCAUUCCUGCUGCUGCCAUGUGCAUCAAUCAGCGACUAUAUAGCAUCGCACGAGCGCAAGCGGUCAUGAUUACGAAAGCUGAGAAAGGCCGUGCUGUCAUUGUCGAUACUCUGAUAUGUGUGCUGUUUCCUGUCAUCAUUGCUGCUCUCUCAUAUAUCGUGCAAGGACACCGAUACAACGUACUCGAACAACUCGGUUGUUUUCCAGCGCUCUACAACACAUCAUUGACGUAUUUCCUCGUUGAUUGGUGGCCUCUCCUACUAGGAGUCAUCGCUUCUGUAUAUUGCGUCCUCUCCCUUUUAGCAUUCAACAAACGCCGCGCUCAGUUCAAUGAAUUCCUCUCGUCCAAGAAAUCGUCUCUGACUCUCAGUCGCUAUUUCCGUCUCAUGGCCCUCUCGACAACUUCUCUCUUGCUUUUGAUCCCUAUAUCAAGUUACGGUAUCUACCUGAAUACCACGACAUCGCCGCUUGGCAAGUGGAUUAGCUGGUCGGACACCCACUUCGACUUCGGACGAAUCGAGCAGAUCCCUGCUAUCGUUUGGCGUGCAAGCUCCACAUCCGUGAUCGCACACGAGCUGAACAGAUGGCUGUCUCCUGCAUGCGCACUUAUUUUCUUCGUUUAUUUCGGUAUCGCGAGCGAGGCAAGGAGGCAUUAUCGCACUGCUUUCUGGUUUGUCGUCGACAGGGUCGGUCGCAAGAUCUCGUUAAAGAGCGAGAAGACCGGUCUUCAGUCUCUUGGCAAAUACCCCUCACCAACCAAGUUCGCUUCGCAGUCUGAGUCUCUCCCUGCUUACGACUACCCGAGGCCAUCUUAUACGCACCCGACAUCAUCGUUUACGACCUCGUUCCCCUCCUUCGCAGAUGAAAAGCCUUUCAGCACCUACCAAGGUCUCGCAAGCAUGCCUUCCCUCAUUCCUGCGUCCGGCUCGACGACGCCGAUCUACGAUCACUUCGCACGCGGUGGCGCAGACGGGACGAUCGAAGUCGUCCCCCCUCUUCCCCCAUUUCCCAACUCUCCACCCCAUUCUCCGAACGAGCCCUCGGCCGCGCUAUCCCCCACGGACUCGAUGUUCAGCCACGACUCGGAGCAGUCGGCCGUGUCGCUGUCGUUCACGGACAUCGAAGCGGCGUACGGUGCGCGCGUCCUGUCGUUUGUCUCGUUGGAGAUCGAGCAGUCUUCGGAGCCCCCUACGCCGUUGAAUCUUCAUCACGUCACGUCAUGA
This is a messenger RNA of Dichomitus squalens LYAD-421 SS1, 1582 nucleotides long. Its product is annotated as STE3-domain-containing protein. Gene Ontology annotation, molecular function: mating-type alpha-factor pheromone receptor activity. Gene Ontology annotation, cellular component: membrane. Gene Ontology annotation, biological process: G protein-coupled receptor signaling pathway. The transcript has 6 exons. Bases 119 to 1582 code for a protein of 487 amino acids. Lineage: Eukaryota; Fungi; Basidiomycota; Agaricomycetes; Polyporales; Polyporaceae. The record is from RefSeq and is a predicted model, not a curated record.